AUGGCUACACAUCUGGUCAUAAGCCUCCUUGUGGCCACUGUGGUGGUCAUUGGUAUCAAGAUCUUCCUUGACGCUGUAAAACAGAAGCCAGGUCCCCUACCUCCAGGACCUAAAGGAUGGCCGAUUUUAGGAAAUAUCAACGACUUUCCGAAGGCUGGUGAGCGCGAGUAUGAGCAUUGGUUGAAGCAUAAAGACACCUACGGACCUAUCAGCUCUGUAACUGCGUUAGGAACAACUCAAGUAAUAUUACAUUCGGCGGAGCUAGCCAUCCAAAUGUUGGAAAAGAGAUCCUCGAUAUACUCGUCGCGACCGAAACUAGUAUUUGCUAAACUGUGCCGCUUCUACGACAUUUUCAGUCUCCUGCCGUACAACAAACAGCAUCAGGUGACCCGAAAGCUCUUGCAUACGGCGCUUGGCACGGAAAAGCUCGCUGCUCGCUAUAUACAUAUACAAGAAAAAGAAGCACAUCGUUUUCUCUUCCGCGUUUUACAGAAGCCAGAUUUACUCUUCGACCACAUUAAGGUUGAGGCUGCCGCCAUUAUUCUCAAGAUGGUAUAUGGAUAUACAGUAGAGCCUCACAAACCAGAUCCGUUGGUCCAAGUUGUCGAUGAGGCCAUGACCUAUUUUUCGGAGACUUUUGCCAUCGGUGCGCGGCUCGUGGAUUUCAUCCCCGCUUUACAACACGUUCCUGAGUGGGUACCCGGUACUGGAUGGAAGCAAUAUGCCAAAAAAUGUCACGCUACGGUAACAGCAGCCGUAGAGAUGCCAUUGCGGUUCGCUCGGAAACGACACGCUAGUGGUGAUUUCGAACCGAAUAUGGUCUCAGAAUUUUAUGACAGUAGAGGCGAUGAAGUAUCGGCGGAGGUUCAGCACUGUUUUCAGUCGGCCGCUACGACUGCAUAUUUUGGUGGCUCCGAUACCACCGUCAACACUUUAUGUGUUUUCUUUUACUGCAUUAUGAACGCUCCUGAAGUCCAGCGUAAGGCUCAAGAAGAGAUCGAUCGAGUCAUCGGGAAUGGCCGACUCCCCGAGUAUAGUGAUAAGGACAGCCUCCCUUACAUUAGCGCCAUAGUAUCAGAAUCGUUUCGGUGGCACACAGUAGUCCCUAUGGCUGCGCCCCAUACAACAGAAGCUGACGACGUCGUCAAUGGGUAUUACAUUCCAAAAGGAACGACAAUUCUACCCAAUGUAUGGUGGUUCACCAAUGAUCCAGCUGUCUACCCUAAUCCCUCGGAGUUCAACCCAGCACGCUUUCUUGGCCCAAAUCCGAAUCCAGAUCCGAGCAGGCAUAUUUGGGGUUAUGGCCGUCGCAUCUGUCCAGGGCGUUAUCUCGCCAUUUCGUCUACUUGGGUAACUAUUGCUCGGACUUUGGCGGUUUUCGAUAUUGGUAGGGGCAUAGACGAGAAUGGCCAUGAGAUUGAGGAACCCAUGAAGAUUAUCCCCGGUCUUAUCCAUCGUGUGGAACCAUUUAAGGCGACCUUUAAGCCUAGGAGCCCCCAACAUGAGGCACUGAUCCGCCAAGCCGAGGCGUUGUACCCAUGGGAGCAGUCCAACGCUGAUGAAUUGGAGCACAUCGUCACUUAA
Messenger RNA from Xylaria bambusicola, 1584 nucleotides. Its product is annotated as cytochrome protein. Gene Ontology annotation, molecular function: heme binding; oxidoreductase activity, acting on paired donors, with incorporation or reduction of molecular oxygen; iron ion binding. The transcript is spliced from 8 exons. The coding region runs from base 1 to 1584 and encodes 527 amino acids. The record is from RefSeq and is a predicted model, not a curated record. NCBI's taxonomy places the organism in Eukaryota, Fungi, Ascomycota, Sordariomycetes, Xylariales, Xylariaceae.